Parnassius mnemosyne (clouded apollo) is the source of this 399-nucleotide messenger RNA. Lineage: Eukaryota; Metazoa; Arthropoda; Insecta; Lepidoptera; Papilionidae. The record is from the annotation of a GenBank genome assembly.
AUGAAUACAGUAGGCACAUCACCGCUGGCGUGGGCAGUAAAGCAUUUAAAAAUAUAUCUAUUGGACAAAGAAUUCCAACUAAUUAGUGAUCACAAGCCCCUAGAAGCUAUUUUUGGGAUCAGAUUUAAGCUUUGUGUGCACAUAGAGCGUUGGGUUCUGUGGCUGCACACCUACAAGUACAAGGGUAUUCACCGUCCAGGCAAAGAAAAUAUCGCUGAUGCUAUCUCCCGACAUUGUGAAUCGAUUCAUCUAGUACCAUUCGAUAAUGAAAACUAUAUAAAUGCAGUGGUAGAAUACAGUAGGCCAAUAGCAGUACCACUAAAUGAAAUUGAUAUAGCUAGUGCAUCAGACAAAGAAAUUGCAGGAUUAAAAUGGAGCUUUCGACAACAAGUGGGAUGA